Molecule: messenger RNA, 620 nt
Organism: Bufo gargarizans (Asiatic toad)
Lineage: Eukaryota; Metazoa; Chordata; Amphibia; Anura; Bufonidae
Gene: ALOX5AP
Product: arachidonate 5-lipoxygenase activating protein
Exons: 5
Coding region: 84-569 (161 amino acids)
Biological process (GO): leukotriene biosynthetic process
Cellular component (GO): endoplasmic reticulum; nuclear envelope; membrane
Molecular function (GO): leukotriene-C4 synthase activity; glutathione peroxidase activity; glutathione transferase activity
Source: RefSeq, a predicted model, not a curated record
UCUCUCUUAAAACCACAGUGUCUGUAGUGCACAGUAAAGCACUAGACAUUAGACAGCAAGACGUCAACCACUGCCUUCUGAAAAUGAAUCAAGAAAUCGUUGGAAAUAUUGUCCUCCUGGUAAUCGUUACAUUAAUCAGCGUAGUCCAGAACAUUUCUUUUGCAUUUAAAGUGGAACAUGAAUCCAAGAACCUGCAUUCCAAGAGCUUCCAGAGAACCGGCUCACCGGCCUUCGAGAAAGUGUACACAGCCAACCAAAACUGCAUAGAUGCCUACCCUACGUUCCUAGCCGUGCUGUGGUGCGCUGGCAUCCUCUGCAGCCAAACCCCUGCAGCCUUCGCUGGCCUCAUGUACUUGUUUGUUCGGCAGAAGUAUUUCAUCGGUUACCUAGGAGAGAAGACACAGAGUACUCCUGGAUACGUUUUUGGAAAACGCAUCAUAUUUUUUAUGUUCGCCAUGAGUCUGGCCGGGAUCAUCAAUCAUUACCUUGUGAUCAUCUUUGGAAGUGAUAUGGAGAAUUAUAUAAGUGGACUCAGUAAGACCUUCACCCCUCUACUGCUCAUACCGUAAUGAUGGUUUGAUUUUACAUAAUACUAAAAUAAAGGCUUGCUUUAUACAUUA